Racocetra fulgida is the source of this 385-nucleotide messenger RNA. Lineage: Eukaryota; Fungi; Glomeromycota; Glomeromycetes; Diversisporales; Gigasporaceae. The record is from the annotation of a GenBank genome assembly.
AUGCUUAUUGAAGUAGCAGAAAUUUUGCAAAAAGAGUUUGAUAAAACAGUUGAACAAAAAGAAAUCAAAAAUGAUCUGAGAAAACUAACAAGUAAACUUAAUAUUCAUAGCAGCUAUUUUAGAAAUCAUAAUAAUUACAAAGUAUUAAAAUCUGUCAAAAAUUACCUUUUUAAACAAGGCUAUUACAUUUUUGAAAGGAUAACACCAUUGCUUCGAUUUAGAGAUUAUCGAGGAACUGCUAAUGAAAUUGUAAAAUAUUUUAAUAAUUAUGCUUGUAUAAUUUAUAAAGGAAAUUUAACUAAACAAAGAUACCAACUAAGAAAUUUACUAUUACUAAAUUCAUCAAAGCAUCACAUGAAUACUUUACAAAAUUUGAAAAAAUUGC